GACGGGAAAUAGCUGAAUAAAGAUAACAAGCUGGGGAGGCAUAGACCCGCGCGCACACAACUGAGAAGGGCUCUGAGCUGGAAGGGACAAGAUAGUUGCAAAAUAAAAUUUAAACAAGCAAGCGCCCCCUACCCCCACACAUGCACACAAAUCUGCCCUCCUAUGUCCAGAUUGGCAAUAUUUUAUUGAUUUCUUUGCAACCUAAGGACCCUCAUGCUAAAAGUGCAAAUUGUCACUAAAUGACUUUAAAAAAAAAAAAGAGGCUGAGGAAGCAACCUCCACGCCUGCCGAUCCCCCCUAUCCCCAGUAGGUGGCGCGCUCCGCCAACAAGGAACAAUCUCUGUCUUAUGGAUUUUUUUUUUUUUUGGAAGCCUUGCAUUGACUUGGGCCUAACGAUUCUCAGAUCGUCAUUAUUUGUAACCAUAGAGCAUGAAUUACCUCUUGAGGUCAUCAGUGAGAAUUUACGACUGGUCAACAAAAGCACGUGAUUCCCAAACGCCCCCCCACCCCCCAUAUUUGGCCGCAUACAUAGCAAAAACGAAGUACAGUGCAUUGCUAUAAUUCAUUAAUACAUCAUAAAUCGUCAAGCACAGGGUUAUAACGACCACGAGCCACAAAUCAAGCCCUCCAAAAUAACCCAAAUGAGCUCUUACUUUGUAAACUCGUUCUCAGGGCGCUAUCCAAAUGGCCCCGACUAUCAGUUGCUAAAUUAUGGGACCAGCAGUUCUAUGAACGGUUCUUACAGAGAUUCAAGCACCAUGCAUUCCAGCUCGUAUGGCUACAACUACAAUGGGAUGGACCUUAGCAUCAACCGCUCAGCCUCUUCUAGCCACUUUGGGGCUGUGGGGGAAAGCUCCCGCGGCUUCCCUUCACCAGCUCAGGAGAGCAGGUUUAGGCAAGCGUCUAGCUGCUCCUUGUCCUCUCCCGAGCCCCUUCCGUGCGCCAACAGCGAGAGCCAUGGAGGCAAAUCUGCCCCGUCCCCCUCCGACCAGGCUACUUCUGCUAGCGCUAACACAAAUUUCACAGAAAUAGACGAGACCAGCGCGUCCUCUGGACCCGAAGAGGGCACUCAAAUAAACAGCAGCAUUCCCAGGACACAGACAGAACCCAUCGCUACCUCCACAGCAGCAACAGAAGGGCAAACACCACAGAUAUUUCCUUGGAUGAGGAAGCUUCAUAUUAGCCAUGACAUGACUGGACCAGACGGUAAAAGGGCCAGGACCGCGUACACUCGUUACCAGACGCUGGAAUUGGAAAAGGAAUUUCACUUCAAUAGAUAUCUCACGCGCAGGAGGAGGAUAGAAAUCGCCCAUGCUCUGUGUCUCUCCGAGAGGCAAAUUAAAAUCUGGUUCCAAAACCGGAGAAUGAAGUGGAAGAAAGAUAAUAAACUGAAAAGCAUGAGUUUAGCCUCUGCGGGCAGCGCCUUCCAGCCAUAAAUUAUAGAGAAACGGGGUAUCAAAAAAAGGGGGGGGGGAUAAUAAAAGCAAAUUUAAAAAGCAGCAGCCUAUCUAAGUUUCAGAGUACUGUACAGUGAGGCACCUUUUUCGGCAUGUUGUUGCUGUUUGAAACAACUCGUAUGGUACUGUUAUCACAGGACUGAGUUCAUGUUGUGUUUUUAAAUUUUUUUUAAAUAUUUUUUUUUAAUUAAAGUUUAUUUCCAGAUGCUCCUCCAUGCUCUUGAUGUUCUUCUAAAUGUUUGUGCCAGUGCUAUCUUGAUGCUCUCUGGAAAGCUAGCAUGUUUUAUGUGAGCCCUUUGAAUGUUAUAACUUAUUUAUAAAAUGGAUAACAGAUACGGUUGUUUGUUUAUUUGUUGGGUUUUUUUCCUGAGUUUACAGCUUCUGGGGGGAGGUCUUCUCUGCCUGAGCUAAAAUCGGGGGUUCCUGCACUACAAUAGCAGAAAAAAAUAAAAAAACAAACAAAAAAUGUAAAAAAAAAUAUAGCUCUUGUAUCUUUUUGUCUUAAAAUUGUCAAGUCUGUGAUUUAGUUCAAACUCCAGGACAUGGUUUCUAGUCCCAGACUAAUUCUGAGACAUGUUCUUAGACGUGGGUAAACUUCACUAUUAAAAAAAAUGUAUAAAAUUGGACCAACAAUAAAGUGUUCCAAUGUUUGUAAAUACUAGAAAUAUUUCUGAUGUGACUAAUAGACGGUUUGUAGUGGGCAGAGUGAAUGCAGUGUUAUGUGUAAAAUGGCAUCUGUCAUGUCUAGCUGCCUGUUAGUAUUUUGCCAAGAAGCUUUUUGUAUUUGUUUGUAGCUUUACUGGAAGUCAAAUAAACGUCUCUGCUAUUCAUAAAGGCUCCUCUUUGCAUUCUGUCCACCAUAUUUCGAGCCCCUGAGCUACUAAUUCGCGAUAGAUGCUGAACACACGAGGUAUGGACUGGCAUGGGGCUCCGUCUGUGCUAUCACCCCUUCAGAAACGCUACAUAGUCCUCACUCCCCUACGGUAGCACUUUGGAAGCCCUCGGAAGCCCUUCACAUCAUGCUCUUGCUGAGGUGGAAAACAAAGGCACUCUAUCGAGAAAAAGCAACCUGUCGUAUUUUCCAAACUUUGUCUCUUUAAAAAAGCCAGGACAAAACAAAUCAUGAUAAGAAUAAUACACCUCUCCAAAAUCAUACAAGACAAGCUCUUUGGAAGUAAUUUCAGUUAUAAUAACAUGAUACAAAUGCUUCCCAAAUAUACUUUAUGUGCAUUUCAUGAACUGUCAUAGAUUACUGCUUAAAAAAAACACACGAGGCAUAUAGAGAUAUAUAGAUAUAUUUCUGUGCUGUCCAGUUUCUAAUUUCCUCUCCGCCCUCACCCCCACUUUAAUGGGUUUGCUGGUUCUUAUACCCUAGUCUUUGGUUUACCAUGUAAAUAACAGAUUACAGUUCUGUAACUACUGAGACUGGCUACAAAGAGUCAUUUUCGCUGCAGAUAAUUUAACAACUUCAAAAGUGGAAAAGGUUUCAAAUUUUGCUAUCCGGGGAUUCUUACAAGGCACGAGAUCUUUCAGCUAAAGUCUCUCUUUUGGCAAAAUGCCACUGACAUCUUUACAAUAUACUUUAGGUUUUUUUACUCGUAUCAAGUAAAGUUGGAUCUUAUAAACUUACCAAACUUAAUCUCCCACUGUUUAGGUACUUCUUAAGUGACUUUGAGAGGCAUGUGAGGUGGACUGUCAGAUCCAAAACCAUUUGCUCGCCUUCCCCUGAUAUUUUUUUUUUUACCAAUAGCAAACUAUACCAAAAGUGGGUAUGACAUUUAGAUGUCAAAUGGAUAGGGUUUUAUCUAGAAGUUAGAUCGUAAAAAUCGCCCAGACCUCAGACAGAUACCCCUCACUGGCUCUCAAAAGUCACGUGAGGUCCAUAAAGUUAGUUUUAUGGUUUUGGGGAGUUGACAAUGUACAAUAUAUUUCACAUUCUCUAGAAUGUUAAGUGACACUUUAACUGCUUGGUUUGGCUUGGAAGGGGCAGAAAUGGGUGAGCACUUUUCCAGAUGAGAUAAAGCUUUGCAAUUGCUGGUCUCAUGCUUUGCUGGUCCAGUGUUCAGUCCAGAGGACCAAUAGGCUGGGCUCCUGAAACAAAUCUCCGCAGACCGUCUGUUGGGAAAAAAGUACCCGGAGUCCUACCAGAAUCUUCAGGGGGAAUAAUAAUAAUAAUAGCAGUAAUAAAAAAGCCUGGAUCCUAAAGUCGAAACCUUUUUUUUU
Messenger RNA from Alligator mississippiensis (American alligator), 3680 nucleotides. It is a transcript of the gene HOXB5, whose product is annotated as homeobox B5. The transcript is spliced from 3 exons. Gene Ontology annotation, biological process: anterior/posterior pattern specification; regulation of transcription by RNA polymerase II. Gene Ontology annotation, molecular function: DNA-binding transcription factor activity, RNA polymerase II-specific; RNA polymerase II cis-regulatory region sequence-specific DNA binding. The record is from RefSeq and is a predicted model, not a curated record. Lineage: Eukaryota; Metazoa; Chordata; Crocodylia; Alligatoridae. Bases 642 to 1436 code for a protein of 264 amino acids. Gene Ontology annotation, cellular component: nucleus.